Molecule: messenger RNA, 536 nt
Organism: Manihot esculenta (cassava)
Lineage: Eukaryota; Viridiplantae; Streptophyta; Magnoliopsida; Malpighiales; Euphorbiaceae
Exons: 3
Coding region: 77-373 (98 amino acids)
Source: RefSeq, a predicted model, not a curated record
UUCACUCAUUUAAAAUCUAGGGUUUUGUUGCCUGACCCCUGAAUUCCCAAUCUCGAACCCUAUCUGAGAGGAAGCCAUGGCGAAGAACAGAAACAAAAAGAAGAAGGACGGCGCCGUUUCAAUGGACAUCACGGAGCCCACUGUCUCAGAUAUCCCUCAAGCAAUGGAUACUUCAGGGUCUGUAGCUCGAAAACCAGCUUCUGGGUUUCCUUAUAGAAACGUGAGAGGAAGACAAAUGAAGAGAUCAAAAAAUGUUCGAAAGAAGAAAGCCAUUGCAAAAGCUAUAUCAAAAAACGAGCAGUCUGUUGAGAAAGUUUUGAAGAAUGAGAAUAAAACAGCAAGAACUCAAUCAGCAAAACUUCUGUACGAGUAAACAUGGAAAAACUGGUCUUCACAACCAACCCUUUUUUAAUGGGCAUCUCUAUGUUAAUGUUAGUAGAUUCCUCAGCUACAUCGAAUGUAAUUCAAUCAUUUUUCCUGCUCUCUUAAAGAGCAUAUAGAAUCAGUUAAUUCUAGUAUGAUUGUUGGCUUGGUAA